Messenger RNA from Nicotiana tabacum (common tobacco), 372 nucleotides. Lineage: Eukaryota; Viridiplantae; Streptophyta; Magnoliopsida; Solanales; Solanaceae. The record is from RefSeq and is a predicted model, not a curated record.
AUGGCAGCACUCAUCAACGUCCUUGCCUUAGUUCUCUGUCUUGCCCUCUUUUAUGAAGGUAUUGAGAGUUUUGGAUGCAAUCCUGGCAUUGUUAUCAGCCAAGAAAAACUGAACAAAACCAUCAACGGACAACAAAUAUGGAAUGCAACUGUGGAAAAUACAUGUGACUGUGUUCAACUUGAUGUAAAACUAAGCAUUCCCAAUUUCGAUUCUGCCGUUAAAGUUAACACUACCGUUAUCUCCAAAUCCCAUGUCGAUAUCUACGACGUUAAUGGAGGCCUUCCAAUUUAUCCACACAGUGCUGUUUUCUUCACUUAUGCUGGCCAAAAUCUCAACGUUACGAUAAGUGAUCAUACUGAUGCUUGUUCAUGA